Messenger RNA from Botrytis sinoallii, 1272 nucleotides. RefSeq lists its product as uncharacterized. Bases 1 to 1272 code for a protein of 423 amino acids. The transcript has a single exon. NCBI's taxonomy places the organism in Eukaryota, Fungi, Ascomycota, Leotiomycetes, Helotiales, Sclerotiniaceae. The record is from RefSeq and is a predicted model, not a curated record.
AUGAUCACAAAGAUGAUUACCGAUGGCAGAUUCACCGAAAGUACCCUCCCACCAGGAACUAGCUCGUCGAAUGCUAUCUUCGUCUCUCCACCAAUUUCACCUUCCUAUCCGACUCAAUCAACUCAACCACCCUACUAUUCUGCAUCCACACUACCCACUCAGUUCCGAAGAAUCCACGCCACGUCAUUCUUCCCAAACCAAACUAUAAACACAGUCUCCGCACCCGAAGAGACUCUAGACACCACAACAAGAAUCACGCUCUAUUCCCUAUUCUUCAUCAUAUCAUGCUGCGCGUUCUUCUCCCUCUGCUACUUCCUCCACCACCUUUGCAAAAUCCACGUAACCAAGCUUCGACAGCGAUAUAAUUACGAAUCUCACGGGGAAUUCGAAGGAUUGUUCACGCGACGAAUCUACUUUCGCUAUCGAACAUUUGAUGAGACUUCUCCGUAUGAUGCUGAGGAAAAUGGCCGUGCGGUUUCUUCAUCUAGGAGUACCGAGGAGUGGGAAUAUACCAAUCCUGUUAAUGAUACCAAGCCUACCAAAGUCAUCAAUGCGAUUAAUGCGACCAAAGCUAUCAAUGCGAUCAAUGCGAUUAAGUCUACUAAAGUUGCCGAAGCUGACAAGGCUGUCAAAGCUGUCAAAGCUGUCAAAGCCACCAAAGCUACCAAGCCCACCAAAGCCACCAAACCCAUCCAAACUACCAAAACGACCGAUAGCCACCACAGCGAGCCCGAACGGGAAAGCGCGCACUCCUCCCACCCAACCACACCCACGCGCCGCAAAGUAGUAUUUGCGAACCUCCCACGCCCCAUCCGACGACCACCCACGACCAAAAAACCAGGGGGCCUCCAAUUCGCCGCGUCACCCCCUCGACCGCGUCGUGAAAAUCUCCCAAAUCCCCCCAAACGAUUACGCAGUCCUCCGCUCCCCCCGGAUUAUCUGACCACCUCCAACGCGACCACUGCACCAUUGGGAAUCCCGGGCCAAGAGCCCUCUUCGUGGGUUGCUGGGUUACCUUGGUCAACGGCGGCGGAUGGUCCGCAUAUUGCUGAUGAGGGGACGAAGCAUAGGGAGAUGGCUCCGGAUGAUGAGAAUUGGGGAGAUAUUGAUAGGAUUAUUAGUGGUGAGCGCGAUCAAUAUGCUAAGGAUAAGAAAGUUCUAGAUGCUGUGAGGAGGAAGGAUAUGGAGGUGGAAAGAGAGAAUGGAUUGGUUCAAUCGCGAGAUGGAUGCGAUAAUUGUUCGACUGAUUCGGAUAGCUUUUGGGCUUAUUAG